Molecule: messenger RNA, 4450 nt
Organism: Erinaceus europaeus (western European hedgehog)
Lineage: Eukaryota; Metazoa; Chordata; Mammalia; Eulipotyphla; Erinaceidae
Product: testisin-like
Exons: 6
Coding region: 1098-2033 (311 amino acids)
Biological process (GO): proteolysis
Molecular function (GO): serine-type endopeptidase activity
Source: RefSeq, a predicted model, not a curated record
CUGAUCAGUGCUCUGGUAAAAGAAAAUUAUAAUAAAUAAAUAAAUUAAUUAAUAAAAUUAUUUAAUUAUUCAUGAGAAAGAUAGGAGGAGAGAGAGAAAGAACUAGACAUCACUCUGGCACAUGUGCUGCCGGGGCUCGAACUCAGGACCUCAUGGUUGAGAAUCCAAUGCUUUGUCCACUGCGCCACCUCCUGGACCACUUCUUCUUUUUCUUCUCAUUUCUUCUUCUCCUUCCUCCUCUUCCUCCUCUUCUUCUUUUUUCUUUUUUAAGAUUUAUGUCUUUAUUAGGAAGGUAGGAGGAGAGAGAGAGAACUAGACAUCACUCUGGUACAUGUGCUGCUGGGGAUCAAAAUUCAGGACCUUAUGCUGGAGAGUCUAGUGCUUUAUCCACAGUGCUACCUCCAGACCGCUUUUUUUUUUUUUCUUUUUAACUCCAGGGUUAUUGAAGAAGCUCUGUGCCUGCACUAUAAAUCCACCGCUCCUGGUGGCCUUAUUUUUUUUUUCUUCUUCUUCUCAUUUUACUCAAUAGGACAGAGAGAAAUUGAGAGAGGAAGGGAGAAGAGUUUCUUUUCUCUCUCUCUCUUUUUUAAAGAUUUUAUUUAUUGAUUCAUGGAAAAUGAUAGAGAGAGAGAACCAGACAUCACUCUGGUACAUGUGCUGCUGGGGAUUGAACAUAGGACCUCAUGCUUGAGAGUCCAAUGAUUAUCCACUGCACCACCUCCCAGACCCUGGGAAAAGGGUUUCUUAAAUGCUCAGACACCAGCCCUCUGCCCAUUUGCCUCCUUUCCUGCUGCCAGGCCCUGCUCAGCCUCUCCAAGCCUGGGGCCUAGGCCCAGUAGCUGGGCUGAGGGACCCUGCAUGUGUGUGGGUUUGGCUCCGCCUUUGGGGGAGGAGGGGGGAACCCAGCACACAGGCGUGUCCAGUCAGCCCAGUGUCCACCCCACACAGGUCCAGAAAAAGCUGGGUGUUCUGGGUCAAAGGUCAAGGGGAGGAGCCCUGGGGGGGUCGCAGGGCUCUGCCUCUGUCCCCCAGGGGCGCCCCGUGCUGGGGGGACCCUGCCGCAGAAGCCGAGGUGGCGCCGGCAGCUGGAGGAGGCCAUGGCCGCUGGAACCAUAUGUUUGCUGCUGCUGACUCUCUGGGUGCCCAUGGCGCCAGACACACAGGGCACAGAUGACUCCUCCUUUAUCUCAGUGCCUUGUGGCCUGACCACUGCAAGGAAUCGCAUCAAGGGUGGGAAAAUUGCUGCCCAGGGGACCUGGCCCUGGAUGGGCAGCCUGCAGAAAGGCGAUGUGCACGUGUGUGGGGUCACCCUGCUCAGCCAGAGCUGGGCGCUCACCGCCUCGCACUGCUUCCACCACGAGUUCACGAACCCCUCCCUCUGGAAGGUGCAGUUUGGUGACACGUUGGCAGUGCUGCCCUCCUGGGCCUGGGGGAGGCAGCUGAACCGCUACCGCCUGCAAAGCAUCAUCAGCUACCCGCUGCAGCAUGAGGCCACCAUCACCGACAUCGUGCUGCUGCGCCUGUCCAGCAACGUGCGCUUCUCCCGGUACAUCUACCCCGUCUGCGUCAAGAACACGUCGGCCGAGUUCAUCAACCGCGAGGACUGCUGGAUCACCGGCUGGGGGAUGACGGAAAGUGGGAUGGUGCCGAAUCAGGGGCCACUGGUCCAGGCGCAAGUCUCAGUGCUAAACGAGAGCAGGUGCGAGUACCUAUGGCACAAACCCACCUACCGGGACCUGCAAAGCCAGUUCUGCGCCGGCACGGAGGACGGCAGCAGAGACAGCUGCUGGGGCGACUCGGGCGGCCCGCUGGUCUGUGAAGACCAAGGGCACUGGGUGCAGGUGGGCGUCGUGAGCCGCGGAGAGGGCUGUGCCGUCCCCAAUCGGCCCGGCAUCUACGUGAACGUCAGCGACUAUUUCUACUGGAUCAAACAGGUGCUGGACGGUGGCCCCGGGCCCACUGCCCCGGGCCCGGCCCUGCUGCUGCCCCUGCUCUGCGCCGUGGCCAGCCUGCCCCUGCCCCUGUGGCCCUGAGCCCAGGCGGGACCUCCGUCUAAUAAACAAGGCUGCUGUGUGCUGGCUGACUCCCUUGGAGCCGAGUGUCUGGGCCCGCCCCCUUCCCCCCUUCCUGCCCGGCACCCCAAACCCUUCCUCAGCACCCAACACCCAUCUCUGCCCUCCACAUCAGCCCCAGCCCUGACCCCCUCUGUUGUUGUGGCCAGGUGUCGGUCCCCCGAGGCCCAGCCCAGGCUGCCAGGGCGUAGAGGCCUGGGCAGGGAGGGCAAGGGGCUCCUGGAAGGGCACAGGCCUGGCUCGUGGGGUCUGGGAAGCCGGAGGGGGGUCCCCGGGGGCAGCCCCCCAGGUCAGGCCAGUGCCCAUCACACACUACCAGGUGCGCCAGGUCUGUGGGCUCCUCACAAAGCCCCUGACUCAGGCUGGGGUGUGGGUUGGUUGCCCCUUAGGUGACACAGGAAGCUGCCUUGGGGAGUGGGGAAACUGAGGCUGGAAGGGAAGGAAACAGAGAGGAGGUUCCUAUGGGGCUCUGAGCACCGGAGCCAGUCUGGCCUGAGCAGGAAGACAGGGAGCUGGGCUUGGAGGAGGGCCUAGCUUGCGCGUUCAGUGACUCCAGCUUCCAGGAGGAAGCCAGGACUGUGAGGCUGCCUCCUGGGUCACUAUUGUGGGGACCCAGGCACCUGGCGGCCCCCAGCUGUAAAUGGGCCCUCAGAGAAUGACCCAAGGAGGUAGACCAUCCAUCUGCCCACAGACCUGAAGAGAUGUCCCUCAGGGGGACAGAGAGGGAGCCAGCCCCAGCUCCAGGCACAGGCCUGCUGGCCCAGGGCCUUAGCUGCAGAAGGCCCUAUUGUUCAGGUCUGGGAGGGAGGUCUGAGUUGUCUGCCCUUUGAGGGAUUUUGGCUUCCUCAGAGCUCCCUAAUCCCCCUCUGGGAGCCCUGAUCCCUGGGCACAAAGAGCCUGUGUUGUGUUUCCAGAUCUUAAGCCCAGGACCCACUUGGAACCAGGUCAGGGCAUCCUGCGUGUGCUGUGGGGAGCUGGGCGGUGUGUGCCUCAGAGUGUGUGAGCUGCGUGUUCUGCACCUUGGGACCACUGGCCUGCAACAUCCUUAGUCCUCUCUCCUGACCUUUGACAUGCCAACCUCCUGAUAUUGGCCCCUCCAACCUGGCCCCUCUGUCCCAGCUUCUGUGUCCAGCCCCCUCGGUCUCAUCUGCUCUGUCCCUCUGUCCAGGCCCCUCUCUCCUUCUCUCCUGGCCCCUCUGUCCCAGUCAGCAACAUGUCUUUUUUCUGCUGUGGCCCAGCACUGCUUCCUGGAGUCCUGGCCCAGACAGACCCUCCCUCUGGGCAUCUCUCCGUGUCCCCCCCACACCCCCCAGGGCUGGAAAGACGCCUGAGUUGGCCUGGAUUGGCAGCACUACCUGCACAGGUUCCCAGAGCAAGACAGGCGGGACACAGUCCCUUUUGUGUGCUGGGACUCCUCCCACCUCUUCCUCCUUGGCCUCCUGCAGCGGGUGGGGGCACUGCCCACAUUCACAGGGUAGGGAGCUGGCCUCCCCUACAACAGCAGUCUGGAAGCAUCUGGUCUUUCAGCACUCCCUGGGGAGACCGGUGCCCUGCCGCCUUCCCCAGGACUGCUGAUGGUGGGGUGAAGGGCCAUGGGGCACACAGCUCAGGCCUCCUGGGUGGCAGGGGGAGGGGGCGUCACCGGACAGCCCAGUGCUGCCCUGUGGCCCAGCCAGCGGGGCGGGGGUGGGGGACACAGUUCCCUUUUGGAAAUGUAUCUACUGAGAGCCGGGAGAUCACUCACCUGGUUGGUUCUGUUCAUUCACUGCUGCGACUGUGAUUCAGGUUCAAGCCUGAGCAACAGAGGAAGCUCUGGUGUUAGAGUGUUCUCGUUUUCUCUGUCUCCCUCCUCAUCUCUCUUGCUAUUGAAAGUAAAAAGAAUGAAGACAUGGGCCUGGGAGCAUUGAAAUCAUCAUGUAAGGCCCAAAAUAGUUAAAAUAGUUUAUAUUUAUUUAUUUAUAUUUAUUUUAUUUAUUUAUUUUUGCCUCCAGGGUUAUUGCUGGGGCUUGAUGCCUGCAUUACGAAUCCACUACACCUGGAGACCUUGUUGUUGUUUUUUUAAAUUUUUUAUAUUUAUUUUCCCUUUUGUUGACCUUGUUUUUCAUUGUUGUGGUAGUUAUUAUUGUUAUUGAUGUUGUCAUUGUAUAGGCCAGAGAGAAAUGGAGAGAGGAGGGGAAGACAGAGAGGGGGAGAGAAAGAUAGACACCAGCAGACCUGCUUCACUGCCUAUGAAGCGACUCCCCUGCAGGUGGGGAGCCAGGGCCUCGAACCAGGAUCCUUAUGCUGGUCCUUGUGCUUUGCGCCACGUGCACUUAACCCGCUGCACUACCACCCGACUCCCCUGCCCUUGUUAUUUAUUGUUGUUAUUGCUGUCAUUG